This is a messenger RNA of Exophiala dermatitidis NIH/UT8656, 1767 nucleotides long. RefSeq names its product nucleolin. Gene Ontology annotation, cellular component: nucleus. The coding region runs from base 79 to 1767 and encodes 562 amino acids. Gene Ontology annotation, biological process: mRNA processing. The transcript is spliced from 5 exons. Lineage: Eukaryota; Fungi; Ascomycota; Eurotiomycetes; Chaetothyriales; Herpotrichiellaceae. Gene Ontology annotation, molecular function: RNA binding. The record is from RefSeq and is a predicted model, not a curated record.
UUACCGCACAACUUACUGCAAGGUGAACCCACCCUCUACAACGCUGAUUACCGAGCAGCCCACCAACCACUGCUCAAAAUGUCAGGUCUCGAUGUGGAGGCGCUCCUCGAUUCUACCGCCGCCGAGGAAGUGAAGAAUUCUCCGAAGCCGGACGAUGACCGCCACCGCAGUGAGCGUGCUGAGCGGCGCGAUCGAGAUACAGAUCGAGAUGGCUCCCGUGACCGCGAUCGGGAUCGUAAACGACGUGACCGGAGUCGUGAACAUCGUCGAGACUUGGAGGACGACAGCAUAAGAAGUCCACGGAGCGACCACGGCAGUGCUAACGGAAGUCACAGAAGUAGCAGGAGGAGGAGUCGUAGCCGGGAUGAUGACAGAAGACGUUCGAGACGUGAUGAUGACUAUCGCCGUCGAAGAACUAGAUCUCCUGACAACGAUCGCUUUUAUUACCGGCCUGGAGGUCGGUCGAAGCGGGAUGAUGAGGACCGGCGUGAGCGAGGUGACCGACGCCGCUCGGGAAGUCCCAGAAAACGAGUCAAGAGCAAAACUCCAGAACCACAGCUCACUGAAGAUGAACGUGACAGGAGAACAGUCUUCGUCCAACAACUUGCUGCUCGUCUUCGGACCAAGGAGUUGAUUCAAUUCUUUGAGAAAGCAGGCCCCGUGAAAGAGGCCCAAAUUGUCAAAGACCGCGUCAGUGGACGGUCUAAAGGGGUUGGAUAUGUUGAGUUCAAAAAUGAAGAGUCUGUACCACUUGCGAUCCAGAUGACCGGACAGAAGCUUCUCGGAAUUCCCAUCAUUGCGCAACUCACUGAAGCAGAGAAAAACCGACAAGCCCGCAACCCGGAGGCAAGCACGAGUCACCACAACUCGGUCCCUUUUCACCGACUCUAUGUUGGGAACAUCCACUUCAGCAUUACCGAGCAAGAUUUGCAGAAUGUCUUCGAGCCUUUCGGUGAGCUCGAGUUUGUUCAACUACAGAAGGACGAGACUGGACGGAGCCGAGGUUAUGGAUUUGUGCAGUUCCGCGAUCCCAAUCAAGCUCGUGAGGCUCUUGAGAAAAUGAAUGGUUUUGACCUCGCAGGGCGCCCGAUCCGAGUCGGCCUUGGAAACGACAAGUUCACUCCCGAGUCUACCGCAAACCUGUUGCAACGCUUCCAAGGACAAAACCACUCCGGUGGAUCCCAGGGUUCUGCAUUUUCCGGCCUUGGUGGUCGUGGUGCUCACGCCGGCGGCUCCGGGGGUGCAUUCGACCGUGCAGGUGGGCGUGACAAUGACAAGGGUGCUGGAAAUGCGAGUGCAUUAGACGAUACGGACGUGGCCGGCGUGAACUUCAACAAUUAUAGCAGAGAUGCAUUGAUGCGGAAACUCGCUAGGACUGAUGAACCCGCCCAUGAAGCCGAAACAAAACGAGCAGCCGUCUUACCCAAGAAAGAAAGCAAGCCUCUUCCUGUCAAUGUCAGUCAGGCGAGCAGAUGUGUUCUCCUGCGAAAUAUGUUUGAUCCUGCUGAGGAAGAAGGCGAGAACUGGGUCAAAGAACUCGAAGACGACGUCCGUGCCGAAUGCGAAGAAAAAUACGGCCAUGUUGUACACAUCUCCGUCGACCCCAACACACAAGGCGACAUCUAUCUCAAAUUCGAACGCGUCUCAGGGGGCGAGAAUGCCAUCAAGGGCCUUAACGGCCGAUACUUUGGCGGUAGGCAGAUCAGUGCACAGCCCGUUGUUGACGCCGUCUACAGCAGUUUGUUUGCGAGGACCAAGGCUCUGUGA